This is a messenger RNA of Helobdella robusta, 573 nucleotides long. RefSeq lists its product as hypothetical. The record is from RefSeq and is a predicted model, not a curated record. Gene Ontology annotation, cellular component: cytoskeleton; cytoplasm. The transcript has 3 exons. Gene Ontology annotation, molecular function: protein binding. The annotation marks the transcript as partial. Gene Ontology annotation, biological process: negative regulation of actin filament polymerization. Lineage: Eukaryota; Metazoa; Annelida; Clitellata; Rhynchobdellida; Glossiphoniidae.
ACUUUAAUACAGAAGAGAUGGUUCCAUCUGGCAGGGUCCAAGGAAUCAAGUGCCUACCUCGUUGAAGGAUUUCUUUCUUAUCUCAGCAACCUUUCAGCUGACUUACAUAAACACGUCGUCAACUGCAUUGAUAUUAAUCACAACACAGUCCUACAUUACGCUAUAUCUUACAACAACAUGGAUGUUGCCAACGCAAUCCUCAACACGAAUGUCUCAAAUGUCGACCAAUCAAAUGCCGCUGGCUACUCUCCACUGAUGCUCGCCGCACUGACUGUUGUGCCGACAGAUUCCAACAGAGAUUUAUUGAAGAAACUUUUCACACUUGGCAACGUCAACGCUAAAUCAACUGAUUCGACCGGUCAGACACCUUUGAUGUUGGCAGUUGGACACGGCCACCUGGAAACUGUCAACCUGUUGCUGUCCAAUGCACGAUGUGACGUCAACGUGCAAGACGCCGAUGGGUCAUCUGCACUCAUGUGUGCCUCAGAAAAAGGUCAGGCUAAUUUAUUCAUUUUUUUGUUUGUUGUUUCAUUUGUUGUGUUGCUGUUCCAUUUGUUGUGUUGUUGUUUCUAA